Saccharomyces eubayanus is the source of this 903-nucleotide messenger RNA. It is a transcript of the gene DPH5, whose product is annotated as diphthine synthase. The transcript has a single exon. NCBI's taxonomy places the organism in Eukaryota, Fungi, Ascomycota, Saccharomycetes, Saccharomycetales, Saccharomycetaceae. Gene Ontology annotation, biological process: protein histidyl modification to diphthamide. The record is from RefSeq and is a predicted model, not a curated record. Gene Ontology annotation, molecular function: diphthine synthase activity. The coding region runs from base 1 to 903 and encodes 300 amino acids.
AUGCUUUACUUGAUUGGGUUGGGUCUAUCGUACAAAUCGGACAUCACAGUUCGUGGUUUGGAAGCGAUUAAGAAAUGUUCUAGAGUUUAUUUGGAACACUACACAAGUAUCUUAAUGGCUGCUAGUCUAGAAGAACUAGAGGAGUACUAUGGUAAAGAGGUUAUCUUGGCUGAUAGAGAGUUGGUCGAAACCGGCUCCAAGCAAAUUCUGAGUGAUGCUGAUAAAGAAGAUGUUGCAUUUUUGGUCGUCGGUGAUCCAUUCGGUGCCACUACACACACAGAUUUAGUCCUUAGAGCUAAGCGUGAAGGAAUCCCUGUAGAAAUUAUCCAUAAUGCAUCUGUGAUGAACGCUGUAGGUGCAUGUGGCUUGCAGCUAUACACUUUCGGCCAAACAGUAUCUAUGGUUUUCUUCACUGAGAAUUGGAGACCUGACUCAUGGUACGACAAGAUCUGGGAAAAUAGAAAAAUCGGGCUUCAUACUUUGGUGUUGUUGGAUAUCAAGGUCAAAGAACAGAGCAUUGAGAAUAUGGCUCGUGGGAGAUUAAUCUACGAGCCCCCAAGAUACAUGUCCAUUUCUCAAUGCUGCGAACAGUUAUUAGAAAUUGAGGAGAAAAGAGGAACAAAGGCAUACACUUCAGACACUCCUGUCGUUGCCAUCAGUAGAUUGGGUUCAAGCUCUCAAAGCUUCAAGUCUGGCACCAUAAGCGAAUUGGCGAAUUAUGAUUCUGGUGAACCAUUACACUCGCUGGUCAUCCUGGGUAGACAAUGCCAUGAGUUAGAGCUGGAAUACUUGCUAGAAUUCGCCGAUGAUAGAGACAAGUUCGCCAAAGAUGUGAUGAAAGACCAAGAGUAUUUCAAGCCUGCAGCAUGGGUUCCACCUACAGAAGUCAAUGACGACGAGUAA